AUGCCAGCUGAUUAUUUUGCUGUUCUAUUUGUUUGGCUGAUUUCUGCCGCUAUCAACAGCUUUGCCCGUCGGAUUCACGGCAAGAGGAUCCACGCAUCCACGUUGACAGCUAUGACCUAUGCAAAAUCCCUGAUGAUGACCUACGAAAACUUCAUCGAGGUGGCUCAGGAUUGGCCAGCUGUGGUGGUGGCAGUUCAUGAGUACGCUCAGUCUUUCCUGAAAUUGUACGAGAAAAGAUCCUACGUUCUCCAAAGUACCUGGGAGCUGCCGCCGGUGGAUUGGCCUGACUAUGCUGUUGCUGCCACUCAACUGGCAGAGCUGCUGAUUCCAGGCACAAGUCGUUUGCACUCCUUCAGAGUGAUGGACGUCCCCGUGGAGUGCGUGGACUACCGGAAGCUGAUCCUAGAAGACUUUUCAUUGGAGGGCCAGAUCGAUGAGGUUGUGGAUCAAACCAAAGAGUUGCAAGAGGACACUGGCAUCUACGAUGCCUUGGGCUGCCAGGAAGAGGCCCAGCGAGCAACCCUCUCCAUGCUUUGUUUGGUUUGGUUUGUUCGAGAUAGCUACGAGCACAUGAUCGCCAACCAGGAUGACCGUUCACGUCUCUCCAAGUCCACAUGGAAAGCUAUUCGAGACCUCCUCUUCUCUCAUGAAAUCAGCUUGGACGAGUUGAACGGUCUCAUGGUGCUGCUGGCCAUUCGUGGCAUUUGCAAGAGUCCAGAUUUUGCCAAGAUCGCUCCACCCAAAGACCGCACCACACCUGAGCAGGUGCUGUCUUACGCGGUCGAGAACUUGCAAGCAUACCUGCCGUCCUUGGCUUCUCUCAAGAGCGAAAGCUAUGAACACCUUGGCCCCAUUGUUGAUAUUUUGAAGGAGUUCAACUUUGCACAAUUUCUGCAGGGUGAGAAUAACCCGCACUCAGUGUGGCUCCUGAAGAAUGGCUUAACAAGUCAAGGUGGAAAGGUUUUGAAGAUGUGUUUGCUUUCUCAAGUUUGUAUCCUUUGCGGAGUCAUGGGAACCACCACUUUGAGGGGCUCACUCUUUUUGAAUGAAGCCAACGGUCGCUGCUUGGUGAAAGCUCUCAACACCCUGCAGCAUAUUCACGAGUUGGAUCCUCAUGAAGUGUACUGGAAAUACAUCCAGAGUCGAGCGGAGGCUUUGAACUUGCCAGUGCUGACACCUUCGCACAUGGUCCAAGCACGAUUGGCUUGCCUCACCCGAUGCGUUGAGCAGCAGAUGGCAGCAGACUUGCAAGAUGAUUGGCUGCAGUUGACCCAGAAAGAGAGAGAUGUCCUGUUGGACAUCUUCUUGUUGGACGGUCACGAACAGAAGACCUUCGUCUUUCUGUACCUACCAUUGUUUUUGGCCAACGCCAAAGCCAAUCACGAUGUCGAUCUCUUGGGUGGCUUGAAGCUCUUGGUGGAAAUCUACGAUAGGUUGUUACAGCACCGCUGCUUGAGCCUCACUGGUCCAAGUGUUGUGGUGGAUCUAUCAUCCUUGGCAUUGGUGAUGAAAGAUGUCGAGGACAUCCCCACCUUGCGAAAAUGUUUCGACUUUGCCAAGUUGGUGAAGCAUGAGAAUGGUGUGACUGUUCUCCUGACCAGCAACAGCUACCAGGUCCUUUCAGGUCAGUUGGUUCAUCACACUAGAAGCGCCGACAUGUUGGAACAGCUAACUGUACAACAGUCGAAAUUGGAGUUUGCCAUUCGUUCCUUGCCAUUGCCACGUGGACAACGGCCGUCAAUUUCUCAUUUCUCUUCGGAAAGCGAGCUCCAAGAGCCGCUACGUCUUCAAGCGAAGCCUUCCCCUUUGGAACUUUAG
Durusdinium trenchii is the source of this 1818-nucleotide messenger RNA. NCBI's taxonomy places the organism in Eukaryota, Dinophyceae, Suessiales, Symbiodiniaceae. The record is from the annotation of a GenBank genome assembly.